Molecule: messenger RNA, 666 nt
Organism: Erigeron canadensis
Lineage: Eukaryota; Viridiplantae; Streptophyta; Magnoliopsida; Asterales; Asteraceae
Exons: 1
Coding region: 1-666 (221 amino acids)
Source: RefSeq, a predicted model, not a curated record
AUGGAGGCUGAGAAUCCUGCUAAUAUUGUGGUAAACACUAUGAAUGAUCCUUUGCAUGUAGCAAGUUCGGAUCAUCCAGGUAUGGCACUCACUACUAUUGCUUUUAAUGGAAGUAAUUUUCAUGGUUGGAGUAGAACUGUAAAAAUGGCUUUAGGUGCCAAACUAAAAUUAGGAUUUAUUACUAGUACAUGUAAGAAAUCUGAAAAUGAUGAAGAAAAAUUGCAGAAAUGGACUAGGUGUGAUUAUAUGGUUACUUGUUGGAUCUUGAGUUCUAUGGUGACUGAAUUGUCAGAAGCUUUCUUGUAUGCUACUUCUGCUUUUGAGUUGUGGAAAGAAAUUAAUGAGAGGUAUGGGCAGAGUAAUGGUCCAUUGAUCUAUCAUUUGGAAAGAGAACUUAGUAGCAUUAAUCAGGGUAGUUUAAGUAUUGCAACUUAUUUCAACAAACUGAAGAAUUGUUGGGAUGAACUUCAUAACUUGAAUGAUAUUCCCUCAUGUACUUGUGGUAAAAUGGCUGAAUGCACUUGUAAGUUGGUUGAGAUGUUUCUGGCUAUAGAAAAUAGGUCAAGAUUGGUGCAAUUUCUGAUGAAACUCAAUGAUGAUUAUGAAUCUGUUAGAAAUCAGAUUCUUGCAGUGGAUCCUUUACCUAAUGUGAAUAAGGCAUUAUAA